AUGAAAGCGAAAGUGGAACGCAAGCGAAAUCAGUGUGACAUUGAAUUCUUAAGUUACCCCGCCGCCGCUGGUCAUACUAAUAACGGUUAUGUUAGCGCUAUUACCCGUAUUCGAAUACAACCAUUUACUAAGUGGAUGAUGGUGGCAGUUGUUUUUUAUGUUUUAAACUUGGCCAAUUUGGUGUUAUGCAAUGUAGCCAUAAAUGACGAACAAACCUCAAAUUCGCUUAAGUAUGCGAAUGAUUCAUUUGCUGGUUUAGCGAGCACUGCCAUUUCAUUAGAAAACGCUUCCCCCUUGGUCUGGUCGGAAUUUCUAGAGGAUUAUGUAUUGAGCCAAUCAAGUCCCAGUGCUCGUACGUCAAAAGAUCUUCCAUUUAUUCCCAGCCAAAACGAUAUGUCUAUGAUGAGCCCGAACAUGCCAAUUGGUAUGCAAGGACCUUUAACUUAUCAUUCAUCAGCCUACAAGCGUCCAAAUGUCUAUAUAACAAAACGCAUUGGUGAAGCGGUUGAAUUGGAGCCACACAUGCGACCGCCCGUUCAUGUAGUGAACCCACAAUUUCGACCCAUGACCAAUCAAAUGAUACAACAGCAACAAAUGCAGGAACAACAACGUCAACAACCGGGGUUUUUCCAACAACUAUUUGGUUUGGGGGGAGGAGGCAGCAGCAGUAGUCAACCGGUACAACCGGUACGACCAGUGCCCGUGCAACAGCACCACCCCCCAACACCGGUACAAAAUACCGGUCCACAACCACCAUUUCGUGCCGUAACCGAAAAUGAUUUAUAUUUGCUGGGCGCCAUAGAGAAGCUUGUGUACCGCGUUGAUUACUUGGAGAGUCGCAUUCGUCGUGCCGAGCAGUUAAUCUACUAUUUGAUGGCGGGGAAUAAUCAGAAAGAAGUUCGUGAUCCUUGUCCAACGAAUUUUACUCGCAUCAGCGACAAUUGCUAUUACAUCAACAGUCAGCAGCAGGUGAACUGGAAGACCGCAAAUUCUGCUUGUAAGGGGCUCAAUGCACAUCUCGCAGAAUUUGAAAAGGUGUCGGAAAAUGAAGAGAUAAUGGCUUACAUACUAAAUCAACCUCAACACCGUGGUCGCGAUUAUUGGUUAGGCGGCUUGAACCCUGGAUUGCUUUGGAUUUGGUCAAAUUCAGCAAAACCCGUUAAUCCUAAUAUGAAUCUUACGUCAAUCGCCAUUUUACAUGCCAAUAAUACAGAGAGCAAUACAAUCGAUGUGGAUGGUGAUGAUAAGGAUAAAAAUAAGGACGAAGAAGAUUCUUCCAUCAACGAAAACAUUCUUAACAAUACCGUCGAAAUUGAAGGUCAGGGUCGAUGCUUGCGUCUCUCGUAUAAUCCCGCGAAACACAUUUACAAUUACUAUGGACAGGAAUGUACUUCGAGACAUUAUUAUAUCUGUGAAACUGAGGACAAGACGCUCGAUAAUAAGAUUAAAAAGAUCACACGUGAAUUAAAAUUAUUUGAUUGAUGGCAGAAUUACAGGAGCAUUCUGCUGUUAAAUGCCAAUAAAGAUUCUUGUGAUGUAUAGCCAUUCACUUUUCAAGAUCGAGUUCACAAUCUUUGGUAAAUUUCUUCUAGAAAUAUUCUCUGAGAGCGGUCCAUGGCGUAAUAGGUUUACGUAUGUGAAGUGGUUGACCAAAUCCUCUGUUAGCGCUAAGGGUACGACAAAUACAUUUUUAAUUGUAUUUGAAACUCAACCGUGGAUUGUAAACUCGAUUCGAAAAGUACCAUAU
Molecule: messenger RNA, 1747 nt
Organism: Anastrepha obliqua
Lineage: Eukaryota; Metazoa; Arthropoda; Insecta; Diptera; Tephritidae
Exons: 3
Coding region: 1-1482 (493 amino acids)
Source: RefSeq, a predicted model, not a curated record